Messenger RNA from Podarcis lilfordi (Lilford's wall lizard), 30437 nucleotides. Lineage: Eukaryota; Metazoa; Chordata; Lepidosauria; Squamata; Lacertidae. The record is from the annotation of a GenBank genome assembly.
AUGGAGACAAAUUGGAUCAUGCAGAUGGUGUUCCUCUUAGCUCAGACCUUGGUGAGUUGCUUUCUUUCCCUGAAGUUACUCAUACAGUAUAAUAAAGGUGUUUUUCUUCUUCUUUUUCAAUAUGCAUAUGCAAAGCACACAUAUUACAUUACCGACACCAUCAAAAUCAGGUCAGGCCUCAGAUUUUCAUGCUUUUCACUCCGCUAGCAUAUCAAUCCCUCAAAAAAAAAAAAAAACACCAGAAAAUAAUAAUCUGAAAACUGGCAUUUCUCCUGUGGAUCAAGCCAAUGAAUUUAUAAAUUUCUGCAAGCUUUAAACAUUUCAGCUAUGAAACAAUGUGCUGUGUCUAAUGCGCCUGGUUCCACUGCUGCAAUGGGAUUUUUAUUUCCUCCCCCUGUGUGCCCCCCAACUUUCUGGAGCUGAUUUUGAGGGUGCAUGAAGCGGCUGGAGGCAACAGGAGAGGAAGAGGAAGCUCUGGGCAUGCACAAGAUCUGUGGUGGCAGUGGAACAGCCCCAUCUCAGAGAACCCACUAUUCUUUCUGUCCCUUAAAAAGUGAAUUCCCAGUUGCAAACUGCAGUGGAAAGUCAUUAUCUCACAAGGAAAUCGGUCUUGUUAAGUCUUAGUUAAUUGUGGGAAUUUGAUCAAUGAAUAGAUCUCAUUUGCAUAAAUUUGCAUACGGACAAAAAGUGUUUCCGCCACCUGCAUAUUUUAAACUGGCACAGGCAUAUGACUACAUUUAAAGAGUCAUGCCUGCUGCGCAAGAGAAAUGGUGGAAGGGUAGAGCCUUGUAAGUUGUGACCAAUGGUUUUUACAGGUAGACGCAUUAACCUCUUUUUAAAAAUCUCCUGCCUGGUUUCUUGGAAGAAGCCUCUUUAAUCGCUUGGAAUAUUUCGCCCCACUUAUUCUAACUAAUUAAUCGAUGAAAUACUGCAUCCCUCCUGAGAACGGUGGCAAUUUCUUUCUCCCUUUCUAUUCAGAUUUUUGUCACGGCGGUUCCGGACGAGAAUGCAACCAAGGAAGGUUAUAUAAAAGAGGAUACGAACGCAACCGAAGAUAUCUAUGGACUAAGCGUAACUGUGAAUAAAAUCAUGACAGCACAGUUUGAAUGUUACCAGAAAAUUAUGCAAACACCUUCUCAAAAGAAUGAAGGUAAAAAAAAAAGAAACCUGAAAUGUUAUUUUUUUAAAAAAAAAAAAACCUGAACAAACCCAUAUAUUCUGAAUGAAAGCAUUGUAUCUGUUGUUACUUAAAAUUACAUUCUGAAAAACAAAGGCAAUCCCCAUGCAAGCAUAAUAUCUCAUUCAAACCCCUGUAAUUAUAGGAUUCUAGAGUUGUAGCCCCUGCCAAUGCAGGAAACCGACUUGUACAGUCUUCCUGGUAGGACGCCAUCCAGUCUCUGCUUAAAAAGCACUCUUGAUGCCUUAUGUACCGUACUUUUCCGUGUAUAAGACGAGGUCUUUUUUACUGUAAAACAAUGUUCAAAAUUGGGGCUUGUCUUACACAUGGAUAGUGUGGAGGGGGGACUGGCGAUUGGUUGCCAGCGGCGAUUGGGUGGGCGAUUGGUGCCUGCGGCAAGGGCUGCUUUGGAUUGGCUGCUGCUGUGUCCAUUGGGUUGGCGAUCGGUGGCUGCGGCAAGGGCUGCUGUGGAUUGGCUUCCGCUGCUGCAAUUGUAGGUGCGCUUGCCAGCUGCUGGUGGCGAGCGGGCAGACGCUCUGUGGCUUUCAUGAUGCGUGCGAUCGGCAGCGUUUGUCAGUCUGGUGAGUGAUUUUUGGCAUCCCCACCCCCAAAAAAGCUCAACAACUAUGGGCAACCCUCCCCAAAAUUGGAGUCCCCCAAAACACAUAGGGGCGUCUUAUACACGGAAAAAUAUGGUAUUAAGGAUCCCUCGCAAACAGUUCAGAGGAGGAGAGAAAGAACAUGAAGCAAACAAACUCAGGGAGUUGAAAGGUGCAGCACACGGUACAUGGAAUUACAUAUUUUUAGAAAUUAUCCUAAUUAAAUCAGGGUUUUGAAAUUGUGGACUGCAGGUCUCAGCAAAUCAAUGAGACCUAAAAGAGAUGGGACCAUGCAGACCUUCCACCCCUAAUUUUGACCAGCUGCAUCGGAGGCCCUGGCAGAGCAAACCAGUUUGUCACGUAGCUUCACUCUAGCAUUCUGCUUCAUGUAUAUAUUUAAAUUUUCCGUUUUACAAUUCAAAAUACUCAUUUUACAUCCUUAAGAUAGCAAUGACUUCCCUUCUUCUCUUUCCAUGGUUCAUUUUACCUAUCACAAAUCCCUGCAUAUUUUACAAAAACUAUACCAACUCAGUAUUCCGUUAUUGUACCCAUCAAAACUUGUUUACGCCGUUGAAUUUAUCUUAAUGCUGCCAGCUUUUCCAACUGUAUACAGUUAUUUCCCAAUGUAUUCAACCAACGAUUUCCAAUCUUCUUUAAAUGCAUGUACUUCUUGUUCUCUUAUUCUGUGUGUUAAGUCUGCAAAUUGUGCAUAUUCUGUUGCCAUUCUUUUUAAGUUGCCAUUCUUCUUUAGUUGGGACCUUGCUCGUUUUCCAUUUUUGGGCCAGUGCGUUUUUCUUUCUGUUUGGGGGCUAAUAGCAUUCUGCUUCUUGGUCAUGUUACUGUCAAACUUCUGCCUUCUGGAAGAAGGUACAGGGUUAUAAAGACUAGGACUAGCUCCCUGAGAAACAGUUUCUAUCCAAAAGCAAUUUUGGUUUUAAAUGCAAUGUAAGGUGGCGCUGUGGGUUAAACCACAGAGCCUAGGACGUGCCGAUCAGAAGGUCGGCAGUUCGAAUCCCCGUGAUGGGGUGAGCUCCCGUUGCUCGGUCCCUGCUCCUGCCAACCUAGCAAUUUGAAAGCACGUCAAAGUGCAAGUAAACAAAUAGGUAUCUCCCCGGCGGGAAGGUAAACGGUGUUUCUGUGCACUGCUCUGGUUCUCCAGAAGCGGCUUAGUCAUGCUGGCCACAUGACCCAGAAGCUGUACGCUGGCUCCCUCGGUCAAUAAAGUGAGAGGAGCGCCACAACCAUAGAGUCUGUCACGACUGGACCUAAUGGUCAGGGGUCCCUUUACCUUUACCUUUAUGGGAGUAUAUUGUAUUUAAAACUGGGGUAUCAGAGUUUUUAGGGGGCUAACCAGGUUGUGAUAGCAGGCUGGUUGGUUUUUGAAUGUCUUAUGUAGAUUUUUCAAUUUCGUUGUUCUGUAUGGGACAAUGACAAUAAAGAUUAUCGUAUCGUAUCGUAUCAUAUCAUAUCGUAUCGUAUCGUAUUGUAGGUGACAGAGCCUCAAGAGCUCCCAAUAAUCUAUAGAUACUCAAGAGGAUAUGGUAGUGAUGUUUGAAAGCCCAGAUGAAACAGAUGUAGUGGUCAUGGGGGAAGGUUUUUUAUUUACAUCGAAAACAGAUAUGUAGCCAUUGCAAAUCCACUGGACUUGAUCCAAAGGUCAGCUUCCUGGAACAGAAGGAGUCCUUCUGUCAAAGGAAGUCUCCUUCCGCAGGAGGGCAUUCUUCAUGGUGACUUAGGAUCAAACACUUCAUAACUUCUUCUCUCGUCUUUUGCUUAGGUCCUCAUUGCAAUAGGACAUGGGAUGGCUGGUUGUGCUGGGAUGAUACUGCUUUGGGGAAAACAGUCGUCCAGAACUGCCCUGAUUACUAUCAGGACUUUGACCCCUCAGGUAAAUCUCUGCCAGUGAGGAAAUGUAUUAAAAUGUGAAUGAGUCUCACCAAUACCACAAGGAAGAUGCUGUUUGUGGUGCUGCUCUUGUGCCUUUCUAAAAGCCACUCUCUUGCCCAUUUAAGACCAGACUUAGACCAACAUUGGUUCCUUCACAUUGUACCAGUCAGAGGGCCUUCUCAGUAGUGGCACCCGCCCUGUGGAACACCCUCCCAUCAGAUGUCAAGGAAAUAAACAACUGCCUGACUUUUAGAAAACAUCUGAAGGCAGUCCUGUUUAGGGAAGUUUUUAAAGUAUGAUCGUGUUUUUAAUAUUCUAUUGGGAGCCACCCAGAGUGGCUGGGAAAACCCAGCCAGAUGAAUGGAGUAUAAAUAAAUUAUUAUUAUUAUUACUAUUAUUAUUAUUAUUAUUAUACCUAACUACAGAUGGGCAAAUGGGUUAAUUUCAGUUUCCCCCACUUUCUCAUUUUUCGAGUCUUAGGUCUGGUUCUUUGCAUUCCCACAUCACUUUGCAUUUUUAAAAAAUAUUUUUUAAAGUGCCUUGCUUGGCUACCGAGUUGUCUUUAGCUUGAAAGGAUUUAAGUUCUGUAGGCCGGAAUAUAUUGUGCACUUUUUCUCUUGAUGCUGAAAUGCCAAACCAGGGCAGAAUUGUCAUUCACCCAGAGGUGAGACAACAAGGUUAGGACAGCCAAGUGGUUUGUUCGAAGCCUCCUAAACUGCACUGGAGCCCAAGGGUGAGAGUGGAUCCCGCAAGACCAUCUUGCGCCUAAAUAAUGCCAUUUGAACUUUGUGCUUCAAUUCAACAGUUAUUGGACAUUUAUGCCAUUUAAUUUGUAAUGACUGCUCCCCGCAUAAAACGGGGGGCGACCUUUGCGUGGACGCGCACAGCCCCUGGAUCUUGAGCGGCUCCAUCAACACAGGCUUGGCUUUGCCUUCCCUCAGGUGGGAUACCUGGAGGUCUCUGCCUACCUCAGUCAGUUGUCCAAUCCCACCUGGGGGAAGCGUUGCCAAGGAGAUCAGGCCAGGUAGGGGAGGAAUUACCUGCCCACACAAUAGAGGGAGGAUCUUACCUGGGAAUUUGUAAUAUACUAUAGGGCAGUGAGUGUUUCAUUUAUGUGAAAAGUUGUCAUGAUUAUAAUCCAGGAUGCAAUUAUGUAUGUUUACAACCCACUUUAAUGCAUGUUUCUCUAUUUCAAUGUGAGUGCACAGAACCGUUGUGCUGCGUUAUUGCGUUAAUGCAACCUCAAGUGAUAUAUUCGCAUUUACUUCCCAAGUCAAAUAAUGAGAUAGAUCAGGUUGGUUUGUUUUUCAAUUUCUCUGAAAUUUUGGCAUCUUCUUUUAUUUUUCUACAUCUACUUGUUAAAUACAGAAACAAGAGUAAUGACUAUGUGUGUGUUUUUCCCCUCCUUAAUUUUCCGUAACAAGAAAAAGUUUUUAAGACCUGUGAAGAAAAUGGGCAAUGGUUUGUACAUCCCGAAAGCAACAGAACAUGGACAAACUACACGCGCUGUAGUUUAGGAGUAAAUGAUAAAGUGCAGGUAGGCUGAAAAAUGAAUAUUAUCGGGGGAUGGGAUCCAUUUCAAAAGCACAUGGAACUGAUGUUGUUAUGGCAUCAUGCGCCUUUUGAUAUGCAACCUUUGUUUUUCACCGCCGUUGUAUUUCAGGGAAGUUUGAAAUGCAUGGAGUAUUUUACCAAAUGGUUACUAUUGGUUUUACUCAUGGGUAGGCAAACUAAGACCCGGGGGCCGGAUCCAGCUCAAUCACCUUCUAAAUCCAGUCCGUGGACGGUCUGGGAAUCAGCAUGUUUUUACAUGAGUAGAAUGUGUGCUUUUAGUUAAAAUGCAUCUCUGGGUUAUUUGUGGGGCACGGGAAUUCGUUCAUUUAUUUAUUUUUCAAAAUCUAGUCCGGCCCCCCACAAGGUCUGGGGGACAGUGGACCGGCCCCCUGCUGAAAAAGUUUGCUGACCCCUGGCUCUUUUAUUGCCCCUUCCAAUUGGGCAGAUAGUAAUGCAUUCUAUAGAGAGAGGGGCUCACAAAUUAGUGAGGGCAGGAUCAUAAACAGUUGUUGUUUUUAAGGAACUGCUGCAUGUUGGAGGGGAGACAUUAGCAGUUUUCAUGAGUUUUUAUUUGAUAAAGGUACAUUAGAAACGUGAUAGAAACUUACCAAUCCUUGAAGCAGUCUCUUUUUUGUUAUAUUUUUACUGCGGGUGAGGGUUCACCCCAGCAGCGCUGAAUUAUUUACCAAAAUACAGUGGUACCUCGGGUUACAGGCGCUUCAGGUUACAGACUCUUCAGGUUACACACUCCGCUAACCCAGAAAUAGUACCUCAGGUUAAGAACUUUGCUUCAGGAUGAGAACAGAAAUUGUGUGGCGGCAGCGGGAGGCCCCAUUAGCUAAAGUGGUGCUUCAGGUUAAGAACAGUUUCAGGUUAAGAACGGACCUCCGGAACGAAUUAAGUUCUUAACCCGAGGUACCACUGUAUUGUGCAGAACAGUCUUCCCAUUACAACAUCCUUCCAUAGAGUAUGUCCGUGUUCUCUUUACAGAAUAGAAUCCAACCUCCACUCUGCCCUUUGGGUGAAAAUAAUAUUCCUCUGGCUAUUAUGCAGAAGCACUGAGUGCUGGCUGCCAUGAAGCACACAUUUGACACCUUAAGAGAUCAUAGAGAUGAGAGGCCAGUUAAUCUGGUAGAUUAGACUUCCCAGUCUACAAGCUACACUACGCCACCUGAUGCCCUUCUUGAUCCUUAAGCCCACUUUCUCCAUGGUGGACGAAGGCUUGGGAAAACUCAUUGCUCCCUUCUAGGUUCUUACAGGCCCAAGCAGACUUGUGAGAAUGAUGCUGAAAGGACUGUCAAGUCCUUUAUGCUGGCUUCAAGAAGCUUGCGGGUGGAAUAAUCCACUUUGAGUCCCGACCAGAAAAGAAUGGCAGAUUAAGCUGAUGGAUUAAUGCCGAAAUGGCGACCGGCAGAAUCAGAAAUCAGAAAGACCAAAAUUUUAAUAAAGAAUGGGGGGAAAUUAUAAUUUAUCUUAAAAACCAUUGUAAACAUUUAAAAUUGUUAGUAGGAUUGGAAUAACACUUGUAAUUUAAUGGUGAAUUAAGGAUAUAAUGGAGAUAUAGAAGAUUUGGAUUAUCAUAAAAGAUGCAGGAGGAAAUGACUGACAUUAGAACCCACAAAGGGCAGGAGGGAAGUCCAGGAGAUUCAUUGGAAUCUUGUUUUUAUGUUGUAUGUUCGAUAUGUGAUUGUAAAACUGUAAUUUGAAAAACCAAAUAAAUAUUUUAAAAAAAAAGAAUCCACUUCGAAGACACUUUUGCACUGUGAUCUCCUAGGCAGUGAAAACUGGUGCCUAUUGGAAUUGGUAGGACAAAGGCAAGGAGGUCCAUAGUCAAUGAGUGGCACAGCCAACUAAUUCUAGUUUUGUUCUAAUCCUCCUCUCUUUUGAUUUUGAAAAGGGCAGUACUAAGUCUCAGGCUGUGUACACAUUACCAUUGACUCUGCACCCAGCACUGGGGGAUAUAAUUAAAUAUUCUGUUUUACAAUUUAGAAUAUUCAUUUAAACAACCUUAUCAGUGACUUCCCUUCUUCUCUUUCCAUGGUUCCUUUUGCAUAAAUCCCUGCACAUUUUAUAUAAACUAAACCAUUCAAUAUUCCAUUAUUACUUCCUUCAAAACUUAUUAUCUUAAUGCUGCCAACGUUUUCAAGUGUGCACAGUCGUCUCCCCCAGCAUUUUCCAAUCUUCCUUAAACAAAUGUUCUUCUUGUAAAGUGGUAGCUCGGGUUACAUACGCUUCAGGUUACAGACUUCGCUAACCCAGAAAUAAUACCUCGGGUUAAGAACUUUGCUUCAGGAUGAGAACAGAAAUUGUGCUCCGGCGGUUCGGUGGCAGCAGGAGGCCCCAUUAGCUAAAGUGGUGCUUCAGGUUAAGAACAGUUUCAGGUUAAGAACAGACCUCCAGAACGAAUUAAGUACUUAACCCGAGGUACCGCUGUACUCUUAUUCUAUAAGUUAGAUCUGCAAGCUGAACAUAUUCCAUCAGUUUAAGUUGCCAUUCUUCUUCGGUGGGAUCUUGCUCGUUUUCCAUUUUUGGGCUAACAAAACACAGGCCGAUGUAGUGGCAUACAUAAAUAACGCACCACUGGUUUUUGAAGCCAUGAAUGCACAACAUUAACCACAAUCCGUAUCUAUCCUGAAGUUUCUUGAGAUAUUUCUCGAUAUGUUUUCCCUCAAACCAGCUUCCGUCCGAACGGAAAACUUAAAGGCAUGUUCACUGUGCAGUUAAGGCAAAUUGUGUACGGUUGAGACAGCCAUUGCACAUACGCAGAUGACAGCAUAUAUGCCGAUGACAGCUUCACAACUGGGAGUCGGCAGAGGGGUGCCUAGCCUGACCCAGUCUCUACCCACUGGUGUGGACAGGCAAUGGGUGGCUUAGAAGCACAUUGGACCUUACUGAUGUGCACCACAUCGUGCAAAUGUGACUUGAAACACAAUGGGGGGGAACAACUUUGCUGGUUUUAAGCCAGUAUUGUGUACGUAGCCUAAGGAUGGCAGGUGAUGCCACCCACAGGAAGGAAGGCAGGAAGGUGGCUAACUGAUGGUUUACUGAGCUAGGGAUGCAGGUGGCGCUGUGUUCUAAACCAAUAAGCCUCUUGGGCUUGCCGAUCAGAAGGUCGGCAGUUCGAAUCCCUGCAAUGGAGUGAGCUCCCGUUGCUCUGUCCUAGCUCCUGCCAACCUAGCAGUUUCUAAGCACACCAGUGCAAGUAGAUAAAUAGGUACCGCUGCAGCAGGAAGGUAUAUGGCAUUUCCAUGCAUUCUGGCUUCCGUCAUGAUGUUCCGUUGUGCCAGAAGCGGUUUAGUCAUGCUGGCCACAUGACCUGGAAAGCUGUCUGUGGACAAACGCCAGCUCCCCCAGCCUGAAAGCAAGAUGAGCACCGCAACCCCAUAGUCGCCUUUGACUGGACUUAACUGUCCAGGGGUCCUUUACCAUUACCUUUUACCAACUGAGCUUGGUAGACCAGUGCCCCAUUCACUAUAAUGGACCAACAGCCUAGCGGCACUGAUUGUGAAAGAGUGCUGGGCCAUUCUGCCCACUGGUUCCAUGGAAUAGACGACAAAUCCUACCAAUGAGCAUUUAAGAGUGAAGCUCCCCUCACCCUGCCCCGGCAUCCUAAUCUUCAAGCUGUUUUGUUGAAUGGAGCAUAGCCAACUAUAAAAGGUGUUUGAUGUUUGGGAAACACAUUUUGUUUAAUGACAGCUUGAGACCCAUGAAGUUCCUAUUGGGUUACAGUGCAGUUGGUCUCAUGGAUUUUGCAAGGUCUAUUAAUAUAGGCCUUGAUCACCCUGUGGCUUCCUUGCAAGCUGGUGUGGGUGUGGGUGUGUGGGUGUGGGUGUGUGGGUGUGGGUGUGUGUGUGAGAGAGAGAGAGAGAGAGAGAGAGAGAGAGAGAGAGAGAGAGAGAGAGAGAUUUAACCUGUUAAGUGCUCGUGAUCUCAAAGUUACAUGAGAGCCUCUUGUAAAAUAAAGGAUCGAGAAGCAGGCAUGCAGCAAUCUCUUUUAGAACCAGCCUGCGUCUUUUGUGGUCCUCAGAAUUGAGUAUAGUCUCAUAUACCCUAACUCAGUGGUCAGCAAACCUUUUCAGCAGGGGGCCGCUCCACUGUCCCUCAGACCUUGUGGGGGGCCAGACUAUAUGGCGGGGGGGGGGGGAAUGAACAAAUUCCUAUGCCCCACAAAUAACCCAGAGAUGCAUUUUAAAUAAAAGGACACAUCCUACUCAUGUAAAAACACGCUGAUUCCUGGACCGUCCGUGGGCCGGAUUUAGAAGGCGAUUGGGCCGGAUCCAGCCCCCGAGCCUUAGUUUGCCUGCCCAUGCAGUAAUCCAUGUUUGUGCAACCUGCAAAGUCCUUGAUGGCGAUUCCCUUUGUGCUUAGAAGUCCCAGCAAGCAGUAAUAACCAGAGGCAGGCUCCAGUUCAUCGUAAUGUCUCACAAGCUUUUCAGGCCAGAUUUUAAAGUGAAUACCAUAUUUUUUGCUCUAUUAGAUGCACCGGAUGAUAGGACGUGCCUAGUAUUUAGAGGGGGAAUGCAAGAAAAAAAGUAUUCUUUGAAGGGAGCGCUGAGCAGAGCCUGGAUGCAUCCCAGGCUCUGCUCAGCGCUCCCUUUCACUAGCUGCGUGGAAUGGGGGGGCAUGCAGGCUUUCCCCCGUCUCUUGGGGGCUUUUCUGGGAGGUGGGGGAAGGGACAGAGCCACGCACUCUGUCCCUUCCCCCACCUCCCACAAAAGCCAGGGAUAGCCGCACAAAGCCUCCGCAGGGCAGCGGGAUGAAGGCUCCCCGUGCCCUGCGGAGGCUUCACAGGCUACCCCAGAAGCCAGAACAGCUAGAGGGAGUGCUGCGCAGUGCUCCCUCUAGCUGUUCUAGCUUCUGGCUUAGCCACGCGAAGGCUCCCAGUGUCCUUUUCCCCGUGAAGGCUCCCUGUGCCCUGCAGAAGCUUCGCAGCCCUUCUCCUCGGGGAAAAGCCCCAAAGAGCCGCACACACGCUCCACGGCUCUUUAAAGGGAGCGCUGAGCAGAGCCUCCCGCCUGCAUUCACUCCAUAAGACGCACACACAUUUCCCCUUACUUUUUAGGAGGGGAAAAGUGUGUCUUAUAGAGCAAAAAAUACGAUACAUUUUUGGGACUUGUGUUGAUCAUGGAGGCCAGCUCUGCUUUCUGGCACGAGGGCCAGAAGCAGCCGUCAGCAGAACUGGACUAGUCCUAGAAUGCCUCACCAGCACAGAACCUGGGAAUCUCCCAAAGAGAGUUUUAGGGACCGAGAAGAGAUAUGGGAUCUCCCAGUCAAUGUCCUAAGUGGUUUAUGCUGAGAACCACAGCGUAGUCCCUUAACCGCUAUUUGCCAAUCGGUGAAUGCCGGCAAACAGAUGCAAGAGACGCCACUCCAAGCUUGAUACAGAUGUGAUUAAUUCAGAAAUAUAUAUUCCACCAGUUACCAUGAGUAUCAGAUUAUCUCAUCUGCAUUUGCACCAGCUUCCAUUUAUUUCUCCUUCUCUCUUAUUUUUUUUUUUUAAAAAAAACUGAUGUAAAAGUAUUAGUUCAGUAUGUCAAUCACAGUUUAUUUAGGUGUCUUUCAUUUGCUGUUUUAAGAUCCUCUUGCGGUACACAUGGAUUUCAUCGAAGCACUUUAGAAGCACGUUCAUUUGCAGAACAUUUGUAAUGGGCUCAAUAUGAGAUGGAUCAAGUUUAAUGCAUAGCUGUACUCAAUAAAGUAAACUCAAGUUAUGCAACAGCAGACGAGUAUUUUUUUAAAAAAAGAUUGCAGUAUGAAAUAAUGGCUGCUGUUCUCAAAAUGCAGUGUGCCCCCGCCCCCCGGCUUCAAAGAAGCCACCUGCAAAUAAGCAAAGUUGAACAAAAAGCUGAACAUGAUUCCUGUUACAGCUUUUAUUGGCGUGGAGGUGGGGGGGUGGGGGGUUCAGGGGUCUUUGGAUCUGAAGGAGCUUAUCAUUUAGCUCUGUAGCUCGGUGUCCAAUGUGCCUGACAGCAAAAAAAAAAAAUAACAAUAUAGCAAAACCACAUAAUAAACUACUGAAAGCGGUAGCGGAAGAAAACAGAUUAAAAAAACAAACACCUGGCAAAUCAACAAGAAGCUCAGCGAAACGGAAAACUAUCGCGGGCUUGAGCUGGGACGUAGCUUGGGUUGCUGGCACCCGGGGGUGGGGCAGCGGUCAGUCCCUUCUCUGGCCAGUGUCUAAUCCACGGAGUCUUUUCUCUAAAACCAGCCCCAACCUGGCAGCAGAGAUAAGGCAGAGAAACACAAAGCUAGGAGUGCCGCUAUGUCGCUUCACCUUUCUGUGCUUGCAGUGAGGCUCUCUAGGCAGUGCACAGGGCUCUAGCAGUGCUUUCUUGCCUUGCUCUUCCUCCCUCCCUCUCGGCUCAGGGGUGGGGCGCAUGCAGGCAUCCCUUCUCCAGCCAUGAAGAGAAGCCAGGCCCUGCUGCCGCCCAGCCCCAAAGUCCUGGCCAAUGGCUCCGGCCUUGAUGAGGAAGCCUGUUGUAAGGGCACCUGUUGCGCCCCCUCAGAAAUUUGCACCCCGGGUCACUGCCCACCACGCUACACCACUGGGCUUAAGGCUACUGAAAUAUACUCGGAGUCAAGAGUGGAUUUCAUGCUCUUUAUUCAGCUCAUAGUGGUGAGGAGGAAUGGAAGUUCACCCAGAAUGUCUGCUUUAUAUACAUUAUUUACACAAGGAGCCCCACGUGAUUGGCUAAUUCCGGGAUUCUCCUGUAGGCCAAUCAGGUUGCGGAUUCACUUCCACCUGUAGCUGGAUUGGGUGGCUCCUGCGGACCAAUCAGACUGCUGCAUUCUGGAUCCUAUUGUUCUAGGACAGGGGUCUGCAACCUUUAAGACAAAAAGAGCCACUUGGACCCGUUUCCGAAGAAAAAAAAAUUGGGAGCCGCAAAACUCGUCAUUAUAAAAAUAACUUUUUUGUCACUUUUUUAUUAUUUCUUUGUUUGACCCCUCAGAAUUACUCCUCCUCAUAGAAAUAAACAUAAAAUUAACAAGUUACCUUUUUGUGUGUGUGUGUUCUUCACUCCCCUUCAAAACAGUGACCAGCGUACAUGCCCCCUUUCAAUGCAGUGACCACUGUACAUGCCCCUUACAAUGUAGCGGGCGGGCGGGCAGGAAGGUGACGUCGGGACAGUGCGUGACUAACGCACCGCCCCCAUGCGACGUCACAGCCAGUACAGCGCCCGCCACAGUGGGGAGUGUCAGGGCGCACAAUGCGCCUCCUCCCCUCGCUAGUAUCCGCCCCGGAGCCGCGGCAAAGGUGUAAAAGAGGCACAUUCGGCUCCGGAGCCGCGGGUUGCAGACCCCUGUUCUAGGACCAAUCAGGCUGCCGCAUUCUGAAUCCUAUUGUUCUAAGACCAAUCAGACUGCUGCAUUUUGGAUCCUAUUCAACUCAGUACAUAACAGCUACCAUUCUUAUUUGUGAGUAAGCAGCUCAGAAUUCAGUGGACCUUCUGAAUAGGCAUAUGUAGGGGUGCUCCCUGAAAUGAGGGAGGCAAAUGAGGUGCUUGGAGGGAGAUAUCUAAAGACAUGAGGCCACCACUGAACCUUCCCUGCCUUCAUGCCCACCAGCCUGAUGGUUCUUAAUGGUAACUCAGAUAGCCCAACCAUGGAAGCUGGUUUUAGGACUCUAAACAUGUAGGCCAGGAAUGGGAAAACUGUGACCUCUGAAUAUUGCUGGAAACCAGCCAGUAUGGUCGGGGAUGAUGGGAAUUGUAAUCCUACAACUCCUGAGGGAUCACAGAUUCCCUGUCCCUGGUGUAGACAGUCACAGUAGUGAGAUGAACUGUUGCUAAUAUCCUAUUUAUACUAGUCGUGUUACCUUGGAAUGCUUUGUACCUAUUUAGUUCAUGGGAUUUGUGGUUUCAUCUUCUUCUCUGUCUUUUAUUGCAGACAGCUCUGAAUUUGUAUUAUCUCACUAUCAUUGGUCAUAGCCUUUCAAUAGUUUCACUUUUGAUUUCCCUUGGCAUAUUCGCCUAUUUUAAGUAAGUAUGAUUCUGUUUAUAUUUUGCUCUUCCCUGACUUUGUAUAGUUUUAUUAUUAUGGAAACAAACACUAAUAAAUCUCCAUGACAUAUAAAUCAUUCCAUUUCUCACGUCUAAAAUUAUUUUGAACAACUACUGGCAAUGAUGACUGUAAUUUUUACUGAUGCAUUCACAUUUAACAGUAAUUUACAUUGACCAUGUUUGAACAUUCAUUUCUCAGCUCAGUAAGCCAAAAUAUGAAUGAAUCUCUUCCCUGCCCAUACGGCUUGAUUGCUCCUCCCUUCAUAGCCUAAGCAAUGAAACCAGGAAGCCAUAGUUUCGUAUUUUAGCCUAGCCAGGAAACUAUGGUUAUCAGUAUCAAAACAAACCAGGAACUUAAACCAUGGUCUGAAGUUGUUUUAAUGCCAUGGCUUGUGGUGAAGUGCAGUAGCCAUAGUUUCCCGACUUGGAUGAAACAGGAAACGGUGGUUAAUUGGAAGCUUCCUAGUUUGAUUGCUUGUACUACAUUUUGCACAGGCAAAAUGCUUCCUCCUUUCUUGGUUUACUGUAUUCCAGCAUAUAACUGCAUUGCUACUGUUGCAAAUCUCUUGACCAUCCACAUUAAUUUCCUCUUGUCUAUGUUUCCUUUCAGGAGCCUGAGUUGCCAGAGGAUCACUUUGCAUAAAAAUCUCUUUUUCUCUUUUGUUUUCAACUCCAUCGUUACAGUCAUUUCUCUCACAGGAGUUGCCAACAACCAACAGCUGGUUAAAGCUAAUCCAGUAAGUGGGCAGGCCUUUGGUUGUUUUACUGUUUCAUAAGUAGCAGCCUUCCAGUCUCAAAAGUCUGAUAGGCAGUGCAAGUGAGUUUUUUCCCAGCAGAAGUAAUUAGAUGGCAAAUUUGAUACGUACAGAUUAGAUGGAGGGCAAGGUAGGGCUAUUCUGCUUUCCCUUUUUAUUCUGUCAUUCUGCCCGGACACUGAGGUCCAGCACCGAGGGCCUUCUGGUGGUUCCCUCGCUGUGAGAAGCCAAGUUACAGGGAACCAGGCAGAGGGCCUUCUCGGUAGUGGCGCCCGCCCUAUGGAACGCCUUCCCACCAAAGGUCAAAGAGAAAAAUAACUACCAAACUUUUAGAAGACAUCUGAAGGCAGCCCUGUUUAGGGAAGCUUUUAAUGUUUAAUAGGUUAUUGUAUUUUAGUCUUUUGUUGGAAGCCGCCCAGAGUGGCUGGGGGGACCCAGCCAGGUGGACGGGGUAUAAAUAAUAUAUUAUUAUUAUUAUUAUUAUUAUUAUUAUUAUUAUUAUACCUGACCUCGCUCCAGCUGGGUCACUGCUGCAUACCAGGAUGGAGACUGGAAAUGGCCAGGUUGGUGCAGUGCUAAAGCACCAGCAGAAUCAAUCAUGGCUCAUGCCAGCGCGUUUCCACCAUGCCAACCUCAUUGCAACCUCGUCCCUGCCCCUAUCCAUCCUGGGGCCUCCUGACCUUCAGAUCGUUGGAGAGCAUAGAUGGCUGCAUGGCAAGAGGACACAACAGGAAACUUUCCUUUUGCAAGUUUAUUUUAGCACCCAAGCCUAUAGCAUUAACACUUGGAAGUUACAAAUGUAUCUAUUUCAAAACAUGGCAGUUUGGAGAAUUAAAAUCUUUUUCUUCACAUUAAAAUUGAUGCCCAAAACAAUUCUUAUUUGGUUGUUUCUACUUUCCAAAUGAUUUGACGUCAUUCCGGUGGUAUUUUUCCCCCGUAGAUCACAUGCAAAGUGGCUCAGUUCUUCCAUCUUUAUUUGAUGAUCUGCAAUUACUUCUGGAUGCUCUGCGAAGGCAUUUACUUGCACACGCUCAUUGUGGUGGCUGUAUUUGCAGAAAAGCAGCACCUACUGUGGUAUUACCUUCUCGGAUGGGGUAUGCUAUUUUCCUCCUUCUUUUUCUUCUUAAAUCCCAAAGAUGUGCCAAUAUCCGCUGGAGAGCACAAGCAUAAUGGUGCUUUCAUUUAAGAGAUUUGCAAUGCCAUGGUUGAAGCAAGCCUGUCCCGAAGCACAUGGUUCAGGCCACGGAUUGAGACAGGUGACAGAUUGUGUGCCCAACACCCUCCCAUCCACCAAACACGAGGCCCAGGGCAGUCUUAAGCAUAUCCGGCGCUGUAGUGCAAAGAUCCCUCCAGCUCACCCCCUUUCCCACAGUUGUCGACCUUUUUUUAGGGCUGGAGGAGGCGGGCAGCGGCUGGAGGGUAGUUCCUCUGGCGGGGAAGAGGCAGAGGCUGGACGCGGCGCCUCCCGGCUCAGCUAGCUGCUUCGUGCCACAGUGGCCACAGCAGACAGCACACCAAGCGAGCGGGCCUGUGCCGAGGGAGCGAGGGAGCAUGUGCCACUCCCGCUGAGCGACGGCUCAGUAUUUUUCCCUUUUAGCCUUCUGGCACCCCACAGAAUUCGACGCCUGCAGGCUAAAGUGGGAAAAACUGAGCUGACGCUCAGCGGGAGCUGUACACACACCUUCGCUCACUCACCGCGCUCGUUCCGUGUUCCCUGGACGCUCGCCUGGCGCCCUCCCGCACCACUAGCCUCUAUGGGUAAGACAGCCCUGAUGAGGCCACCUCCAAAUGGCUGGCUGGCUGGCAUUUUGCUGCUCCUGCCAUCUACUAUUUGGUUGGCCCGUCUAAUACCAUCUGUUCCAGCUCCUCCCAACCCCCUAACUGUCAGGGACUGGGCAGUAUGCUGCCUUUCCAUAGUUGCAAUUAUGCUCAAGGUGGCUCACAACAUGACAAGAUUUACACAAUUACAAACAUAACAGGAGUCAUAAAGGGGAUAGUUUAACCUCUGGUUUGCUAGCAAAACUGAAUCGCUGUGUCACGAAAUUAUGCCUGUCUAAAAAGUUUGGAAAAGCUCUGCUCUAAGUGAAUUGAGGUCACCUUAGGAGAGCCUGCACCACAACCACUCGGUGGCUCCUGCAAAUUUUAGUUUAAUUUUGACAUCUUUUUCCCUCAUAUAUUCCUCAUUUUAAAAUGGCAAGUCAUAAUAAAAAUAAAUGUGUGGUCCAUUGGAGGCCACAAUAAAUCAGUAAGGAACGAAUCCUAAAAGCAAUGUAAAAAAAAAAACCAAAACCCAGAGGAAAUCCCCCAGGGGAGGGAUUUAUUAAAUGCAAAUUAUAUAACCACAUAAGGGACUCAGUCCCAAUGCUGUUGCCAUUCACCUUUGUCACUUUACAUUGUAAUUUGCGGACGUCGCAGCAAAGCAGUAAAGCAAGGGUAAACUUGUCCGUAAUUCCUCACUCUGAGGAGGGAUCUCUAAUUCAGAGGGUUUGCAUGGAGUGCACAGUGGGUGGGGGAGAAUGGAAGCAGGAGUUGGAAGAGGGAAGGAUAUGGGAGAAACAUCAGUCAUGGAUCGGGAAUAAGUGUUGGCUGAGGAAGGGACAGUGGCAACGACUCUCUCAUCCAGGACAUGGCUGGGAUUUCAAACAUGGAAUUGAGGUCCAGGGGGAAUUCCCGAGAGGUGGCGCUUUGUCCUGGAUCUUAGGCGAGUCAAACUUUCGGGGUGUCCUGGUUUUUACUUUUUGAAAUAUGGCAAUCUGCGCACCAGCUCUGUGUUCAAAGAUAGAAAAUCGGAAGUUGGUAGCCUUUCUGCUUUGUUCUCAUAGCUAAGAAAUAAAAGCAGAGUCAACUUAGAAUGUCAAGCUUCUUUGCCCCUUUGUUUUAGUCUGGCGAAGAAACCUUUGCCGUGGCAUUUAGGCAGCCAUCUUUAUCUUGGCUAAAAAAGACAGCGCACAUUUAGCCUAAUCAGGAAACAGCUCCUCUUUUGUGGAGAAAAAAUAGUCUUCUAUUGUGAAAAGGCAUUCUGGGGUAAUUAUUCAUUGUUUCUGAUCUCCGAGGUGUUUAUACAGGAAUGAGUGUUUGUUUUCAAAGAAGUCUCGCCAUUCCUAUGGUAGGAGGUCGAACCAACUUCUAUUUUUCCAGCAGUUCCUCUUGACCUGCUUUGUUCUCAGAGGAAAGCAAAAAAAUAAAAAAAAAUUAUUGAGAUGAAAAACCUGAUGCGGAGUAUUGAAGUAUUGAAGACUGUAGGCUGAAAUUUCUGAAGUUAAUCCAGUUAGCUUUUUGGACUUUUCUGUUUAAAGAAAAAUUAGACCCAUGUGAACUGCCUUAUCCCUGUGAGCAUAAACACUGGGGAACUUGAUCCACAAAAAGAGCCAAAUUCAAUUUGGAUUUAAGAUGGCUCCUGAUCCUAUCACAUGAGCUCUUUCGGUGACUCAGUGGCCCGUAGUGUACUAAUUGCUUAUGCCCCUCCUUCUUUGAAUUUUAGUUUAUUUUUAUUUUUCUUAUGGACCACAACAGCUUCCAUUGCUUUUUACUCUCCCAGGGUGUUCCACCUUUUAUCUGCUGUUCACACAGACAAACUAAGCAAACACCUCUUGCUCAAAACUGCAUCAUUGCUGCACUCUAGCAGGUUUGGUUAUUCUUCAAUUGGGAUCUGGCUUUUAGUGUGUCAGACUCUGACCUGUGGAACUUCCUGCCUCUGGAGAGAUUCAACAGGAACUAUCCCCCCAUCUUUCCGCUGGGGGGUGUGUGUUUAGACAAGCCUUUACGACAGAGCUUUCCAAACUUUUCAUGUUGGCUACACGCUUUUCACGACACAGCAAUUCAAUUUGACUAGCAUACCGGAGGUUAAACUAACCCCUUUCCAGCCUCGGGAGGAGCACGGGGAGUGUUCAUGCAAUGCACCUUCCUAGUAGAGCUGUGUUAAGAAUUUUAAGGUCUUAGAUAUGUAAUAAAUGUUCAUAAAUGUACCAAGCAAACAUGUACAUAAAUAUAUAAACCACAUGUCUGAAACCCCCACAGAAAAAAGUAUUGAACAAAUUGACCUCAAUUAUUUCUCUGCAAGGUCAAAGUGGGAAACCUCCCCAUUGUCUCUUUCCUCACAAAUCCUGUCUUAAGGGAACAUUUAAGAUAUGAAUAGGGUGUGAGCCUGUGACCUGGCCCAGGAACUAAGUAUUUAUCAUUACGAAAGACUGGCCAGGCUCCCCAGGCAAUCCAAUCAAGUGACCAUUAAACAGGUAACCUGGCAGACAGGAGGUAAGCAAAGCAGUCAGAUUUCCGCUGUAGACCGCCCUUUCUGUGAUGUAGGUAUGAUGUAUCUGGGAGUGGUCUUGGACUCCAAGGAGAGAAUUUAAAUUGUCUAUAUAAGGGCAGGCGUACACUUGUUCUGAGUUCCUCCUCCUUUCCUGCGUGUGAGGGGAGCACACUGUUGCAACAGAUCAAUAAAGAUCAGGCUUACUAGCUGCUUUGCUCCUCAAUAUUCUCUGGUUGGCCUCUGUUAUUUUCUCCUACCAAUAGGGAACCUACGUAAGGACUCUAUAUGGGCUUUUGGAUACCCCAUAAGGGGAAAAGGGGGAAAUUUUUGUUUACAACAGAGCCAACACACUAAUGUGUGGUUUGGAAAGUUCUGCUUUAUGACAUGCUUUUCUCCCUUUUAACUAUUCGGUAUUUAUUGAUAUUUAUAUAUGUUUCUAUGGAUCGUUUGUUGAUUUUAUCCUUAUGUGCUGUACUCUACCUUGCUAUAUAUUUUUUAAUUAUAAGUUUGUGAGUUAAUAAAAACACGGCUCCUUUGGAAGCCAUUUCCAGAUCAUGAGAUUUAAUAGCAGUGACGGCUGGGUUAUCUGUAGCUUGAGCAGAGCCAUCUGACCCCCUCGCUCCUGCCCCAGAGUGAGAACGCGGCUUGCUCUAAGCUGGAUCUUUUGGUCUUCAUUCUUAAAUGACUUUCUGCACCUUUAAGGCCCGAGGCUGCGAGGAAUCGGAUGAGGGUUCCGUUAUGUACCAUCACAGCCCUUCAGAAAGAGUAUCAGAGUAUCCUCUGAGAUUAUCAUACCAUCCUCCUGUGACCCUUUUCCCCAUGUACAAAAAUGCCACCUUGGUCAAAGGAACAAAUUCAAGGUCCUACCCCAGGCCAAAUGCUAAAGAUAAUCUGAAUAUGAUAAAUGAUGGUUUGGAGCAUCUGUUUUAAAGUAUGUGGCACAGCAUGGUGGGUAGCUUCCGAAAAUCUAUUUUUGUGCUUUUCGGAACCAUGUGCCUUAUUUUAAUUUUAAAGCUUUUAAUAACUAUUUAACAUAGACAUCCCUGACAGCUUUGAUUGACGCAGGCUCAGAUACACAGACGUUAUAAUGAGUCACUUUUAAUUAGACUCCACAGGGAUCAAUCGGAGUUUGAUUUAUCGUCUAGAAGGUGUCAGUGUUAACAUAAACGGUUUAAUUUUAAAUCAUUCUUCAUUUAUAAACAUGUCUCUCACCUUCCAUUGGCAUUAUAGAUUCGUUUUACUGAUUAGAAGGGAACUGCAAGCUAAGUCUAAAUAGCUAGUUCAGAAUUUGGGGACUCAGCUGCACAGCUGCAAAUAAAAGGUUUUAAGUGUGUUGUAAAGUGCAAUAUACAAAAGUGACACUAGAUGGCAAAAGUGAGCUAUGGAAAUUCAAUGUAUUUUUUAAAACAUUUUUUUUAAAAAGCAUUUUCACAGGUGGUUUUUAUAUCUGUGUAAGGAUGCUUCAAGGGACGCGGGUGGCGCUGUGGGUUAAACCACGGAGCCUAGGACUUGCCAAUCAGAAGGUUGGCGGUUCGAAUCCCCGUGACAGAGUGAGCUCCCGUUGCUCGGUCCCUGCUCCUGCCCACCUAGCAGUUUGAAAGCACGUCAGAGUGCAAGUAGAUAAAUAGGUACCGCUCUGGCGGGAAGGUAAACGGCGUUUCCGUGCGCUGCUCUGGUUCGCCAGAAAUGGCUUAGUCAUGCUGGCCACAUGACCCGGAAGCUGCACGCUAGCUCCCUCGGCCAAUAAAGCGAGAUGAGCGCCGCAACCUCAGAGUCGGCCACAACCAGACCUAAUGGUCAGGGGUCCCUUUACCUUUACCUUUAAGGAUGCUUCACUGAUGCAGCACUUACAAUUCACCCUUUCCAUCAUUGCAGGGGUAGCAAAACUUGGUGCCAGCCCAUUUGUAAUUAGUUUUCUUUUGUUUUGGGUAAACAAAACAAAACAAAUCCAUAAACACUGAGGAAGAAAGUUUGUCCGUGCUUUUCUUUCAUGGGCUCCACUCCAGCAAAGCACUUAAAAGUUUGCCUAACUGCAUGUGAAAUCUGGGAAAAUUCAUGGGCUUAGCAAUUGAAUUUUCAAUCUAUCCUUCUGGCCAUAUUCAGGCUAAGAUCACAUUUGAGUUACCAAGUAACUUAAACAGGCUUAUUCAAUCAAGUGAGGUUUAUUAAAUAAAAGAAUCGGUUCUGCCAAAACUGGAGCUUGAACAAACAACAUCUUUUCAUUUCCCAAACAGAAAUUGCUUUGCGGUUCUCUUGAAGAAUUCCAGAUGGGCAACUGCGGAGCAAAAACAACAAAGAGUCCUAUGACACCUUAAAGAUUAACAGAUUUAUUGGGGGAUGUGUUUUCAUGGGAUAGAGGCUGCUUUUGGUGACUAGGAGCGGCCACCGAGACCAUAUAACACCGGUCUUGAAAGACCUACAUUGGCUCCCAGUACGUUUCCGAGCACAAUUCAAAGUGUUGGUGCUGACCUUUAAAGCCCUAAACGGCCUCGGUCCAGUAUACCUGAAGGAGCGUCUCCACUCUCAUCGUUCUGCCCGGACACUGAGGUCCAGCACCGAGGGCCUUCUGGCGGUUCCCUCACUGCGAGAAGCCAAGUUACAGGGAACCAGGCAGAGGGCCUUCUCGGUAGUGGCGCCCUCCCUGUGGAACGCCCUCCCACCAGAUGUCAAAGAGAACAACAACUACCAGACUUUUAGAAGACAUCUGAAGGCAGCCCUGUUUAGGGAAGCUUUUAAUGUUUGAUGUAUCACAGUAUUUUAAUAUUCUUUUGGAAGCCGCCCAGAGUGGCUGGGGAAACCCAGCCAGAUUGGUGGGGUAUAAAUAAUAAAUUAUUAUUAUUAUUAUUAUUAUUAUUAUUAUGCCAGAUGGUCACAUAUCUAGACUUCUUCCUGCAUCUGAUCAAGUGGGCACUAAUCUACGGAAUCUUGUCUCACAAGAAAUUUGUUUUUAGGGUGUUUCGGGACAUUUUGUUCAAGGAAAUUCAAGUUUGUACAUGAUUAUUUAUUUUUUUUAAUGUUGAUUCCGCUGGCACGGAAUAACAUCAAGGUAAAUUACGGCGUGGCAUCACUUGACUCGGGCGCGUGCUCCUAUCUGCCAAACAAACUUCUGUCUUGUUUUGAUGAAUAAUACACUAUUAUCCUCAUGGUAAAGAUCUGGGAACGGAAGAUCAGGUGGUCUUCAGGUUAUAGCCAGAGCCCCUAGUUGAACUGGAAUUCAAAAUAGGGACAGGUAGUUUGCCCGCACAGAGUUUGGUGCUCCCUCCAGUGUUUCUGUUUGUGUAUGGCUUCGGAGAGUUUAGAUUUGGUAGGCUCACCUUUAAAUGUGAACAGAAUCCUCGAUCCCCAGUUGCUAAGAAGUCAUUCAUUUUCAUGCAGAGCUAGGGUGCAUAGCUGUCAACCGUCCCUUAUUUGGCGGGAAACUCCCUUAUCCCAGCGCCGUGUCCCGCUGCUGUCCCUUAUUGAUGAUGUCCCUUAAAUUUCCCGGGUUUCAAAGGAAGCAGCAGAUCUCCCUCCCUCCCUGCCGGCCAGGGAGGAAGGAGGCUCCAAUUGUGUUGCUUGGCUGCGUUGCUCACCCAAUAAGGAGUCUAAGAACGACUGGGGGGUGGAGCUUGCAUGCCUUGUGCCAAUCAAAUCGGCCGCGUUGCCUGGGGACUCGCCUUUGCUCAGCGCUUCCCAGCGGAGAGGUGACGGUGGUUUUCCUUGCUGCAUCCCCUUUGUCGGGUUGCUGCGCUGGGCUUUCUGCCUUUGGCUCGGAGGGCUCAGAAGUUGAACCUACCUGUGCUAUGAAAAUCCCUUAUUUUCAAGGCUGCUGGUCCCUUAUUUUCAAAUCUGUAAAUUGACAGGUAUGCUAGGGUGAUCCAGGGCUUUUUUUCAGCCAGAUCUCGGUUCCGGCACCUCUCAGGUGGUCAUUCUAAGAGGACGAGGGAGGUGUUCAUGGCGAGUUCCAGCACCUCUUUUCCCAGGCAAAUAGCACUGGGAUGAUUUCCCCAUUUUUGUGCACUUGCUUUGGAUGGAAGUUCUAUACUAACCCAGCCGCUCUUGUUCCUGUUGUCUUUCCUCUGGCCAACGUCUGCUUCCUCUCAGUUUUGCUGUCUGGCAGCUAAAGCUGAGGUCUUUUUGACAAGAAGGGAAAUGAGGAUGAUCUCAUUCUCUGGCCAAUGGCUUGGGCCAGCCUGGACUUCCGUUGACCACAACCUUCUUCAGGGGAGAAGGUGACCUCUCAGCGGCCCUUAUUCCUGUGGCAGCAGAGGAAUCCUUGCUGCUUCUUUUUCUUAGUAACGAAGAUCCCAUUUUCUCUUUGCAGGAUUCCCGCUCAUUCCGGCCUGCAUCCAUGCUGUAGCAAGGUUCCUAUAUUACAACGACAAGUAAGUCAAAACGCAAUUCAGCCUUCUAUCUUUGGAACAAAUCUCAAGAGUGCCUCUUAUGAGCGAGAAGACAGAUUCUUCUUCUUCUUCCCUAAUUCUGAUUUCUUCUUCUCCCUUGCAGCUGCUGGAUCAGUUCAGAGACUAAUCUAUUGUACAUCGUCCAUGGUCCUAUUUGCGCUGCUCUAUUGGUAUGAAUUUUUAAAAUAUUGUAUUUUUUUAAAAAAAUCCUGGUUUUAUGUCUUGGCUUUCCUGAGGACCAGCAUGAUUUCCUACUUAAAAGGGAGUAGGCCUUAAAGCAGGGGUUGGCAGCCUGAGUCCCGGGUGCUGAAUUUGUCCUUCUUCAUCUGUCCCUUGGGACACAUAAAUCUGGCAAGAUGAACCUGUUUAGAUAGAUGGAGACAAUAUUCCUUCUCCCCAUAGGUUUACAGUCCAACUUCUUGCCUGAGUUUGGGGUUUUUGGUAGUGAUGAUCCACACGCACCGUGUGUGUGUGUUUGUGUGCGUGUGUUGUUAGUUAUUAUAUUUCUGCUAACUAGAUUCUCUGUAAGAAGAAUACUUGCUGAAAAGUUUCAGUGUUCUGGACAGUGGAUGGAAAAUGGCCUGCUUUUAUAUUUCAUCAAAUAAUUUAUUUUGAUAUUCACUACAAUUUUAACUGCCAAAUAGUUUUUAUUUUUUAAAAAAAUACUUAUUGACUGCAAUUCUGCAGCUGCUUUGAGGCUGGCUGUCAGCACAAGUGCAAGAGGGGAAGAUCAACAGUGGAACAGAGGCACCCUUGAGAAGUGGUGGACUCUCCUUCCAUGGAGGUUCUUAAGCAGAGGUUGGAUGGCCAUCUGACAUGGAUGCUUUCGCUCAGAGUCCUGCAUUUCAGGGGGUUGGACUAGAUGACCCUUGGGGUCCCUUCCAGCUCUACAGGCCUAUGAUUCUAUCAUCCUCAGGCAGAAUUAUACUUACGCCACCAGAGGCCCAUGUGUACCCAGAAAUCUCCAUCAACAUAGAUGUUCUGCUCGCUGUGUUCCACCAACAGCCAAAAUGAGCUUGUGUGUGUGUGUCUACUAGAGUAGCCAAUAAUCUUCCAUUUCCCCUGAAAUGCCCCCCAAAAUUGGAAAAUUCCCUACUACUACUGCCACAAUCCUGCCCUGGCUUCCAUAAACUGGCAGAGCUGUGCAUGCUGCGAUUGUUCUGCCAUGGAAUUGCCCGCAAUCCAAUAGGAUUUUCACAGUGAGUUAUGGAGCCUCACCCAAAACAAGUGUGUCGAUACCGUAUGACAAAAUUUAUCCAUGUUAACACUGUCCUUCUGCUUCCCUUGUAGGUGAAUCUUUUUUUCCUCUUGAACAUUGUGCGAGUGCUGAUCACCAAGCUAAAGGUCACCCACCAAGCAGAAUCUAAUCUCUACAUGAAGGCCGUCAGAGCCACCCUCAUUUUAGUGCCACUUCUGGGCAUCGAAUUUGUACUGUUUCCCUGGCGGCCCGUGGGCCCUAUCGCCGAAGAGAUUUAUGACUAUGUGAUGCAUAUCCUUAUACACUAUCAGGUAUCAAACCUGCAUGUGGAGUUUGCACUUGGGGGUACAGGAAUGUCAAAAAAGAAAAUAAAAAAGGAGUGAUGUGCUCGUGAUGAUCAAUAACUGAUCCAAAUGCCCCUUGCAAGCCUUGUCAGAUGCAUUCCAAUUUUUGGUUUUGUUUAAGCACUGACGAUAGGGUGGCGCUGUGGUGUAAACCACUGAGCCUUGGGCUUGCUGAUCUGAAGGUUGGCGGUUCGAAUCCCCGCGACGGGGUGAGCUCCCGUUGCUCAGCCCCAGCUCCUGCCAACCUAGCAGUUCAAAAGCACAUCAAAGUGCCAGAACCCCAUAGUCGCCUUUGACUGGACUUAACCGUCCAGGGGUCCUUUACAUUUUUAACCUUUACUUUAUACAAAGCUGAUUCACAAGGAUUGGGGAGGGGAGCAGACAGUUGUUUCAACAUUUCCUUCCUCUAAGAAUAAUGUGCCCUCCACUUUGCACAAUUUUGCAAGGCAGAAGAAUUUGAGCAGCUGUGUUUGUAUAGUUGGACCAUAGCCUCAAAACAUACUUCCCUCUACCCUGCAUUUAGGCCCUGACAUUCCUGAAAAUUAGCUUUUUUCAACUCUUUACCAGUUACUGCUUUGGCACCUUUUUUUUUUUUUAAGGACCUUCUUCCUAUUAACCAGAUUUUUCUGUUCGAUGGUGUUUCCAGCAUUCGCCAACUGGGUGAGCUCCAGAUGUUUAGGACUGCAACUCCACUCAGCCCAAGUUAGAAUGAAGUUAGCAAAGGCUGGUGAUGGCAAGAGAAAAAUAUUCAGAGUGAGGGCCUCACUAGAAAAAAAGGGCAACCCCCCCCUUUAAAAAAAAAUUAAUACACAUUUAUUCAAAAGUUACAAUACAGCUUUUUCCACUGUCAUAUAAUAUCACAGAAUGAUCGCUCCAAACUUUAAUCCCUCGUCACUGUCAUGUUGGCUCACUGAAUACCCUCAGUAGGAACCCAACUACCGAUCUGGUUUGCUAGACGUUUCCACUUAAUAUAUUCCCCGCACAGACACCUCUGGUGGCAUUAAAAUAUCCUGUUCUUCAAUAAAAGAGAAUGGCACCAACGUUGCAGAAAAUCAGAGCUCAAAGCAGCCAAGAACCAGUGCGAGAAAAUGUGUCCCUCUGAGUUUCUGAAUCACCCUUACUUGCAUCUGAAUUUUAUUAAGUGCAUUUGUCUCAUUAGAUUUACAGCUUAUUGUUUUGUUCCACAGGGCUUGCUGGUGGCAACCAUUUUCUGCUUUUUUAAUGGCGAGGUACAGUAACUGAUUUCUUUACUUUUACAAAUGAAGGUUCCUUCAUAUCAUGAUACAUUUGUGUGAAAUGCUCGCUGGCCCUUGCUUCCAUUUUCCACCACAAAGCUGAGGAGAAACAUUUCUUGUAGCCCUAUGAACUCUGUGUACAUGGUUGUUUGCCGUACUAUUUGGUACCAUUGGUCCGUGCUUACUCCUGACAGGUCUCUCCAGUGUCUGGUUAUGGUGUUUCUGGCUGCUGAAAGUAGGUGGGUUGUGAGUUAUUUGUGGUGUAAAUGGGCAUUAUUGUGAUAAUGGGGUGAUUUCUAAUACUUGUAACCAAUAAACUGAAACUGACACGGGGACAAAUAGAAGAAGACGCCUUCAGCCCAGUAUGGCUUCCUUUUAUCACAUACACAGCCGAACAAGACAAUGACAAAAAUCCACCUACAGCAUACAAAUCAAUAUAGCUAACCUGAUCCAAAACACCCACCCACCCCACUCACACAUGAAAACAAAGACCACCACAGCCAACCACAAACAGACAACCACACCCUAGGCCAACCUCUCUCACCAUCAAAGGAACACAAGUGAAUAGCACAAAACCUACACAAGCAACGCUGACACAAAACCCUACAUAUAUUAAGUAUACAGUGGUACCUCGGGUUAAGUACUUAAUUCGUUCCGAAGGUCCGUUCUUAACCUGAAGCACCACUUUAGCUAAUGGGGCCUCCUGCUGCUGCUGCGCCGCUGGAGCCUGUUUUCUGUUCUUAUCCUGAGGCAAAGUUCUUAACCUGAGGCACUAUUUCUGGGUUAGCGGAGUGUGUAACCUGAAACGUAUGUAACCCGAGGUACCACUGUAAUAGAAACACAGCCACCCAACCCCACCCAUCUCUCCCCCCCCUCCUUUUCCCCUUCUUCUUCCUAAUGCCUCAACAAAUGAAACGGAUCUGUAAAAAAUGUUACUGGGAGGAAAAAAGAGAGAUAGAGACAUUGCACAUACUUCUUGUAAACUAAGAAAAUCUUUAAUAAAAAUACAUUUAAAAAAAACACUCUGUGUACAUAGUGAGCUGCUAUGCACAAAAGACUCAAAAUGUGGGACAGCUUCCACAUAGCUGGGUUUUGAUCAGCUCCCACAGUGGCCAUUUCUUCAUGUACCUCACAAACUACUUGGUCCUCCUGUGCAAGCUAGGGUUAUCGGUCUCCUUUAGUCAUUUGCUACAGAAAACGGAUGUUGAGAUGAGAUGGAAAAUCCCUUUUGAAGAAGGAAAUACACUUCCGUACCAUUCAGUACUAGAUUCACAGAGGAGUGGUAAUACCACUGAGAAUCUGUUACCAAUAAAUGGAUUCCUGGAAUUAUGUGGCUCAAAUUCUAAGUUAAUUUAAGGACGUUUGUGGAAGGAAAGUUUCCCUUCCUCUGAGACCAGCAGCUACUUACACACACCCCAAAAAAACCCUUUCUAGUGGGGGGGAGUGUCAGGGGCCCAUUUGGGAUGGGAUGCAGGGAACGGAAGGGGUGGGAAAGUGAUGGGAAACUUUCCUCCCAUGGACUUCCUUAAAUUAUAUUGAAACCCCAGUUUAUAUAAGCAGCUGUGGAAACACACGGAUAUUUCUGUUUCCUCCAGUAUGAUGAAUGUGCAGCAAUGCACCGCUUCUGCCUCACCGAGGGAGGGGGGGCAGGAUAGCAACUGAAGCCUCUCCCCAUAAGAAAGAGAAGCCAAAAGAGGACACGGUUGUGCGUACAAUUUGCACAUGCAAUUUGCAUGAUGUGCAAAUUUAGACAUCACAACGAUCUUUUAAACAGAAUUCCAGUACAUCCCACCAUAGUAAGGAAGACCAUGAGCAAGGUGACUGGUGUGAGAACGGAAUCUGCUUCUCACAGCAGCUUCAGGCUCCCUCCUGUGUGGUGUAGUGGUUAAGAGCGGUGGACUCGUAAUCUGGUGAACCGGGUUAGCUUCCCCGCUCCUCCACAUGCAGCUGCUGGGUGACCUUGGGCUAGUCACACUUCUUUGAAGUCUCUCAGCCCCACUCACCUCACAGAGUGUUUGUUGUGGGGGAGGAAAGGAAAGGAGAUUGUUAGCCACUUUGAGACUCCUUCGGGUAGUGAUAAAGUGGGAUAUCAAAUCCAAACUCUUCUUCUUCCUGCUCCUCCUUACUAUGGUUGUUUAUCUUUAAACCCAACUCAGACAGGAAAACCCUUCAAACAGAGGGCGCCUCUAAACAGAAGACUGACAGCCUUUCAAAUAGAUGGUGGCCCUCUAUGAAGUGGGGUACAAGGCCACUCUAAAUGGGGGUGGUAUUAUAAUACUAGCGUAGGGUUGCCAUAUUUCAAAAAGUAAAAACCAGGGCACCCCAAAAGCUGUUGGGUUUUUUUCUUUUUUAAAAUAAAAAUGCCAAAAAAUCCACAAUUUUUCGAUCAACUUGCCUAAAUCCAGGACGAAGCGCCACCUUUGAAAUCCCAGUAAUGUCUGGGGAAAUCCAGACUUAUGGCAUUGUUCGGGAGCUGAUUACUUUUUAGCAUCAUUCUGCACACAUAGCACAACAUGAUGACAUUCAAUCUUUCUCUUUUUUUAGUGGGUAUUUAUUUAUGGUUAAUGAGUUUUCCAAAAAUUGCACAUAAAAUUCCAAUACACAUUAUAAUAAAAUUUAUUUUUUCUUUUUAACUUCCCAACCCAUUUUCUGUGAUGUUAUUCUUAUCCCCUCUUUGCUGCACCUCAUCUUCCCUUUUUUUUCAUCAUUAUCAUGACACAAUAAUCUCACAUUCUUUCUGUUGCUCGUAGCUCGAAGCCUGGUCGCGGCUUCCUCAUAUUGUAAUAUUUCUUCAAAUAAUCCGAAAAGGGAUUCCAUUCUCCCCACACACAAACACCUCCCAAAAAACCCAGCCAUCAUUAAAUUAUCUUAUUUUAGCUUUGCUGAUUCAACAUAGCCCUUUACUUUCCUUAUCCGUUCUUAUUUAGUGGGAACUUCUUCAUCUUUCCAUUUCCGAGCAUAAGGUAUCCUAGCUGCUAUCGCGUCCAAUAUUUGACAAAGCAGAUUCAGUAACCUUCCACUCCCGAUGUCAACGGUUCUUUGAGGGGAUGGGUUCUGCAUACCUUUUGCCAAGGCUGCUGCUAAACUCUGCUUCCUGUUGCACAGGUGGCCUCCCAUAUUGUAUAAACGGAAACUAUUGUAAAACAGAACAUCCUUCCAUAGUCCUUCUACAAACAAACGCAGGCCUCGUGUGCCUUCAUCUGUUUUAUCCCAUGUAUUUUUAAACAAGGUAGGAAAGCAGACAGAGCUCCAUUCAGGAAGCGGCGUUUCCAUCAACGCCACAAAAAUGUGAAUCACGUUUGCUGAUUGAAAACUCUUGCCAGAUUAUGCAGAUGCAUAACGUUUAGGAUGCUAUGGUGCUUUAAAUCAUGCUGAACAUCUCACGUUGGUCAACGUGUUUUGGGGAUAUUUAUUGUUUCCAUUUGUACAGAGGUCACCAGGCAAUCUCCCACCCAGGGGUCACCAGGUCCAGGCCUACUUAAUUUCAGAAACUAAACCAGAGGGUUUCAGCCUUUUCGAGUCCAUGGCUCCCUUGACCAACAGCAUUCUUUGUGUGGCUCCCCUUGAGUCAGUGCAUGAGGAAGGAUUCCACCAUUGUGUCUGUUGCUGUUCACACUGAGAGGAGGAAUAAAUAAAAAAUUGUCCAGUAGCACCUUAGAGACCAAUUUAAGGUCCUACUGGACAAAUUUUUAUUUAUUUUGACUGUGUCAGACCAACACGGUUACCUACCUGAAUUGAGGAGGUGGGAGAGCCAGUCCAUGGUAUCAGUGCCUCCGGUCCUUGAGCCCCUGCGUAAUUCAAAUAUAUAACCUAUUCAAAAUUAGGAGCACAAGGUGAAGACAGUGCCAGAUUAUCAAAUAAGCAGAGUAGGCACUAGCCUAUGGGUCCUAUGACAGCCGAUCAAAAUAAUAUUGAUUUGACCUUGAAAUUGGUUUAUUAAAAUUCUUUUUUUUGUUUUUUUUAAAAAAACACCAACAUAUUAGGAGAUAAUUUGCUGGGGGAGGGGGCUCCACGGGGUUUAAUCCGGCACUGAGCGAGGAAAGCAAAUGUGUGCCAUUUUCUAUGUUUCGAUUUCUGGGAAUGGAGUUGAGAGAUGACCUAACCUGGGGAGAAAACAGCAAAGACCUGAUGAAGAGAGCACAGCAGAGGUUAUAUUUUCUGAGAAUCCUCCAGAAAAAUAAUCUCUCAAAGGACCUGUUGAUGGCAUUUUACCAUUGUACUGUUGAGAGUGUAUUAACUUAUGGUCUGUGUGUGUGGUUUGGGAGCUGGACGGUCAGGGGAAAAACAAUGUUGUCCAGGGUUGUAAAGACUGCAGAGAGAAUAAGUGGGUGCACUCUUCCCACCUUGGAUCAAAUCUAUGCUACCAGGUGCCAUAAGAAAGCUGCAGAGAUAGCGCAGGUUAGUGCACACCCUGGAAAUGAUCUCUUUCAGCUUCUGCCUUCUGGAAGAAGGUACAGGGUUAUAAAGACUAGGACUAGCCGCCUGAGAAACAGUUUCUAUUCAAAUGCGAUUUUGGUUUUAAAUGCAGUGUAAGGUAGUCUCUAUGGGAGUAUAUUGUAUUUAAUUAUGGGUUAUCAGAGUUUUUAGGGGGCUAACUAGGCUGGGAUAGCAGGCUUGUUGGUUUCUGAAUGUCUGAUGUAGAUUUUCAAUUCCGUUGUUCUGUAUGGGACAAUGACAAUAAAGAUUAUCGUAUCGUAUUUCUGAUAUGGCACCUGAGGCAGCCAUCUUUGUCAACCUGUUCUCUGUCCCCUUCUUCCCUGAAAUAGGUCCAGUCUGUUCUGAGGAGACACUGGAAGCAACACAGGAUCCAGCUUGGGCACAGCUUUUCUCACUCAGAUGCCCUUCGCUCGGCUUCCUACACAGCCUCCUCGAUCGUCGAUGGUCAAAGCUUCAGCUACAAUCGUGAGUGCUUCCUACACAACCCGCCUUCCUACACAGCCUCCACGAUGGUCGAUAGUCAAAGCUACAAUAGCGAGUGCAACUGGGAACAUACGAACGGGAAAAGCAUUUACGACACGGAAAACGUUGUUUUUAAAGCCGAAAAGCUGUACGGCUGA